Molecule: messenger RNA, 1820 nt
Organism: Triticum urartu
Lineage: Eukaryota; Viridiplantae; Streptophyta; Magnoliopsida; Poales; Poaceae
Product: putative magnesium transporter NIPA4
Biological process (GO): magnesium ion transport
Cellular component (GO): membrane
Molecular function (GO): magnesium ion transmembrane transporter activity
Source: RefSeq, a predicted model, not a curated record
CCCCGACGCACCACAAAGCUCCCCUCCCCUUAAAAUUCUUACUUUGUUCCUCCGCCUUGCUUUUCCCUCCCGCUUCCGACUCCUCCCCCACCGCUCCCCAUGUCGGCGGUGUAGGCGGACACGGCGGAGCCGGCGGCGGAGUGCAGAGGCAAGCCAGGGUCGUAGGCGCUCGCGAGGACAUGGCGGCGCCCUCCUCUUCAGCCGGGUUCGGGGGCAUGUCGUCGGACAACGCCAAGGGCCUGGCCCUCGCAGUGUCGUCCAGCGCCUUCAUCGGCGCCAGCUUCAUCGUCAAGAAGAUGGGGCUCAGGAGGGCCGCAGACUCCGGCGUCCGCGCAGGUUAUGGAGGGUAUUCUUACUUAGUGGAGCCACUUUGGUGGAUAGGCAUGAUUUCAAUGAUUGUUGGCGAAAUAGCUAAUUUUGCUGCUUAUGCAUUUGCUCCUGCUAUUCUUGUCACUCCUCUUGGAGCACUCAGUAUAAUCAUCAGUGCUGCACUUGCUCAUUCCAUUCUACAGGAGAAACUGCACACAUUUGGUAUACUUGGUUGUGUUCUUUGUGUAGUCGGAUCGAUCACAAUUGCACUUCAUGCUCCACAGGAGCGUGAUAUUGAUUCUGUAAGGGAAGUUUGGGAUCUUGCAACUGAGCCAGCUUUUCUUUCAUAUGCGACUAUAGUAGUGGUGGCAGCCCUGGUUCUUAUAUAUUUUGUUGUCCCUCAACAUGGACAAACAAACAUCAUGGUGUACAUUGGAGUCUGUUCUCUUCUAGGAUCUCUCACCGUUAUGAGUGUAAAGGCUCUUGGAAUUGCAUUGAAGUUAACAUUCUCAGGAGUGAACCAAUUAUUCUAUCCUCAGACUUGGGCUUUUGCUCUAAUUGUUGCUACCUGCGUAAGCACCCAGAUAAACUAUCUAAACAAGGCAUUGGACACCUUUAAUACAGCAGUUGUCUCACCAAUAUAUUACGUGAUGUUUACCUCGCUAACAAUUAUAGCCAGUGUGAUAAUGUUCAAGGAUUGGGAUCGGCAAAAUCCAACACAGAUUGUCACGGAAAUGUGUGGUUUUGUGACCAUCCUUUCUGGAACAUUUCUCCUUCACAAGACGAAGGACAUGAAUGACAGUACUGGGCCGACUUUGUCUACACGACGCUCAAAGCAUGCUAGUCAGACUGCAUUUGCCAUUGAGGUUCUUCCACUAAAAUAUCAAGAUUGUGUGGAUGAGGAGACCUUGCCACUGUCACUCCCCAAGGCUGAUAAUCACUACCUAAUGCAAGAGCUUCCUCUUAGAUACAAAGACUUGAAUAUUGCCUGAUGGACAUUCCUUUGCCCAUAUGUGCUAGGAACCUCUUAGCAAAGUUUGCCGUGCACAGUUUCAGGCAGGAUUGGUUGAUGAGGAACUGAACUUGGAGGUUUUAUCUCAUCUUUGCUGUUGGAUAGAAUGCGGUUAUGGAAAUUACAAGUUGAUAGUAUUAUCCUUGCUCCUUCCUGGAUUACAAUUUCACCUUUUAUAAGGAGAAAACGAGGGAUGAUGUCAAACAUGAGGUCAGUCAAGGGAUGGUUACUCGGGAAUACCAACCAGUUCUGGAAAACCGGAUGAAGUGUACUUACAUACAGUGGCACCAUUUAUUAUUAUACCUUUUUUUUCAUUUUUAGACAGUCAAGCAGUUAUGCUGCAAUUUGGGCUUAUCUGAUUCUAGGAAGAUGUUAUAUAGGAAAAACAAACCUCAUUUUUUUCUUGUACCUAUCUCAUAAAUUGCUGCCCAGUUUGGUGCCAAUUGUUAUCUGUGUAAUUAUCAAUUCAUAUUUUUUGGUAGACAAUUGGCGAACCUAA